This is a messenger RNA of Petromyzon marinus (sea lamprey), 2859 nucleotides long. RefSeq lists its product as uncharacterized. Gene Ontology annotation, cellular component: membrane. Gene Ontology annotation, biological process: myelination. The record is from RefSeq and is a predicted model, not a curated record. Gene Ontology annotation, molecular function: structural constituent of myelin sheath. NCBI's taxonomy places the organism in Eukaryota, Metazoa, Chordata, Hyperoartia, Petromyzontiformes, Petromyzontidae.
AGGAUCUUUGGGGCUGGGCUGGGAGGAAUAACCGGAUCGACGGAUAUAUCACUGGUACGACCGGCCGGGCGCAGGCUUGUUCCAAAAUAGAACACGACGUCGCGAACGGCAAGCUUAAAAACAAUUGCCUUGGCUACGUCGAAAGCAAUAACCUAGGCUUCACCAUCUCCGCUUGUCUGGUUAAAAAAAAAGCCCAUAGUUAUUUGUAGGGCUGUCUCUCAAAGUCACCUUGCCCAGUACGUUUUGUGGGUACUGUACUUAUUUUGUAACUUACUGGGCUGUUUCCGAGCACCACUAUCACACACGCGCACCGCAGAAUCAUUUGGCCGGCCGGGUUUUGUAGGCUGCCGGUGGGGUGGGUGGUUAUUGUAGUUGUACGUUCAUUGUUGCUUUGCCGGCAGUCGAGAAAGGAAGGGAAUGGCUGGAGGUGGGAGUUUGACUGCGGGCACGGGAGCCCUCCUGCCUCUGGGAGCUGAACUGUUCAGGACGCUGUCGGGUCUGCUUAUCGUCGCGGAAAUGGUCUUUGGCGGUCUCGUGUGGAUUCUGGUGGCCUCCACAAACCUAAAGGGCACCGAUCUGAGCCAGGGAUGGGUCAUGUUCGUCUCUGUUACAUUCUUUGUCUUCACCAUUGUCCAGUUUGUGCUCUACAUAAUCUCCGUCCCCAGCCAGACAUCAGGAUGGGUCACUCUGAAUGCCUGGUUCAACUUGGCAGCGUUCGUCCUGUACCUGAGCGCCGCUGUGCUACAGGCCAAUGUCACCGCAUGCACCCAACAGCAGUGCUGGCUGAUGUACUCUGGGCAGUCGCCGUCCACCGUUGCCACCACCAUGGCACCCAGCACAGUGCCCACGGUGAACCAGACUGUGACCCCUUCUCUGAACUCCUCGGUCACGGGCUCCUUGGUGCCCACAUCGAGUUUGACGCCUGUCGCCCCGUCUUCCCCCGGCAGCCCCACAGCAAGCCACACUCCGUCAACCGUCACAACGAGCGUGCCAAGCAGUGUCUCGACUUCUACAGUUGUGACCUCUAUGACAACAAACGCUGGUCACGUUCGCAAGCGCCGUGGAGUUCCUGAGCCAAGCUACUUGGUGUAUCCCAAUUACCAGCUGAUCCGACUGCUGAUAAGAUCGGUGCGGGAGCAGAACGCGAGCGCCAAUGGGUCCUCUACGAUGGCAAUGCCGACGACGAAUACGAGCUCCGUCGUGACCACCACCAGUCCCACCGACAACGACACGUACCGCAUAAACGUGGCGGCGACGGUCUUCAGUUACCUCGCAACCUUUUGCUACGCGAUAAACGCCUACGUUGGAAUGGGCAUGUGGAAGAACCACUAGCGGAUGAGAAUUUUCCCAAAAGUCGUGGUGAAGAAUGAAAAGCAAACCCCUUUUUUUUGUCAUUGUUUAAAACAUUCAUUUGAAUUCCACGAAUGUGCAUGUAAAAUACAAAUCAGCGUGGUUUCUUGGCAACAUGACAGGCGUUACUAGUUGUAACAAACAAGGGCCCAUCACAGUAACUUUUGCAAUGUGCAGCAUAGCAACGUUAGUGGAGUACACUUCUACCAUGUUACCUUGCCAUUUUAAGCAGUAAUGACAACUAAAAGAGGCAGCUAGGUAGCUUGACAACAGGAACAUUCUCGACUGAGGUAGAUCCUAUAGGUCCAACACAUGGACUUCUGCAGCACAGUCUGUGUUUUUAUUUUUACAAGACCAGUAAUAUUAAUAAUAUAUAGUUAUUUAUCUUGGAAAACCGGAACGCCCUAUUCUCCAGAUGACAAUCAACCCCCCCCCCCCCCCCCCCCCCCACCCUGUAUAUUAAAGGAAAAGUUGGGUGUGUGACGACAUUUGUGCUCUGAAUAAAAUGAUCAGUUUUGGAUACAUCUUUAUGAAGGGUCUAAUCUGCAGAAUAUGGUAAUUAUUAAGACAUUGGCAGGGAUUGUUUUACUUUUAAUGUUUGGACGUUACAAAGCAGGCUGAGAGCUGAUUUUAUGGUCCAAAUUGCAAUAUUCCCAGUAAUUUCAAACUAAAAUUGUUCCACGAUGUUUGGGCUGGAUAAUAUGUUAAAUAUAUCGGUAUACAUAACAUUGUAAAGUAAUGCACAGAGCAGAUACUAUUAAUUGAAAAAUAUUGUUUUAAAAGUAAAUGGAGUUGCGCAUGAGUCAAAUACAUUCGUAAUGUUGCUGCUUCCAGACGUCAAUCUGUCCUGGAACCCUUAAUCCCUUUUGUUUUGUAACCAAUUGUGUAGAAUACUUUGUCAUGUAUCUCUGCAGGGAUCUCUUACUUCCAAAACAAUUUGGCCGACCUUUUUGCCUAAACCUUAUCUUGCACGCAGGAUGAGUUGCAGCAUUACCCCACCCUUAUGAGUAAAAACAUGACAUUCCACAAAUACCUUUAUUUUUAAAAAAAGUUUGUACAAGGCCAAACAUGUGGUUUACCUGGUGCUUUGUGAAAUCAUUUUUCAAUUCGUCGGAGCGGUGGGUUUCAGUUCUGUCCCCCAAGAACCUUCAAAUUAUUAGGUGUCAUAUUAAAUUAAUCAAAUCAUCUGUUCAAUGCUAUACAAAUUUGGGUGUUAUACCGAACUUCUCCGGGUUACCUUUUUGUCUAUAUUUUAAAUAUUUCUGCUGCCGUGUGUACCGUUUUUCAUGAUUGUUUUCAAAUAAUAAAUGGUUUGAUACAGCUGCUCCCUUAACAUGUGCUAUUUUUGAGUAACAUGUCUGCUUUGUCACACUGACCACAAUGUAGUUUGGUCAUCGAUGUUACGGCAUUCCAUUACCGUGUUGUAAUGUGGCGUGUAUCUUCUGGAACUUUAAUUGACUAAAUGGAUACACGUACAAAAAUCUAAGCAAUAAAAAUAUGCUGCAUUCC